AUGUUGGUUCGAUGGGUGGAGAAGUACGAAAAAUGUGAGGUUUUUUAAAAUUGUAUCUAUAGGUGCAGAAUAGCACUUACAAUUUUAUAUCUUGACUUUUAGUGAAUCACCCAGCAGGAGAAGCAGGGAUAACAUCGUUGUGGAGGAUCUUUUUGAGAAGAUUUGCUAUUGGACGACCUGAUAUUGUUGGAUCUACAUUGAUAAAGUACGAAAAAACUGAAGCAACAACAGUACCUACUUUUACUCAACAUAUCACUCAGUUACUCGGGUUUUUCAUAGGGAUUCAGGUGAGUAAUACGGUUGUUUCUUUUUUUAUAAUUGUGCUUUAUGUGAUAAGUUAUGUUUUUAAAUGUUAGUUUAUGUUUUAGAUAACAUUAGUGUCGAUGGGAUUCUUCCAAGAGCGUAUAAUGACACAGAAGUACGGUAGAAUUGGCGAUGGUGCUAUAGAGAUAGAAGGUGACAAUUUCACAGAUGCUCAGUUCUUGGUAUUGGCUAAUAGACUGGUUGCUCUUGCUGUUGCUAGUGCUUAUUUGUGGUAUGAUUGGAAGAAGUAAGAAUUUUUAUAAUAAAGUAGGCGUUAGUUAUCAGCAAAACCAAGGGAGUGCAUCUUUGAUGAAUCAAUUAUAUUUAUGAGAACGGAUACCGUAAAAAAUAACAUUUUACAUUUUUACAGUACUAUUUAACUAAAUUUGUAUGUUUACAGUCAACCUCCACAAGCUCCACCCUUCUACAUGUACGCUUUCUGCUCCAUAUCCAACACUCUGUCUUCUUACUGUCAGUAUGAAGCUCUGAAGUACGUUUCCUUUCCCACACAGACCUUCUGCAAAGCCUCAAAGCUGAUCCCAACCAUGAUCAUGGGCAGAGUUUUGAGGAAGGAACGCUUUUCACGAGGAGAACUGUUGACUGCCACUUUAUUGGUGACGGGAGCUGCUUUGUUCUUCUACUCUACUAUAUCCGAUAGCAGAAAUGGCAAUGUGAUAGAUCAGAAUGCAGCAUACUUAACAGCUCUAAGUGGAGCACUGCUGAUGAUUGGAUACUUGAUGUUCGAUGCCUUUACUCCGAAUUGGCAGAAGAAGUUGUUCGAGAUCAAGCCGAAGAUUAGCCGGGUUCAGGUGGGUUUACCAAGAUGAACAUCAUAAGUAUAGAUUUAGAUUCAUUUAUGAAUAUAUCGUAAAAAUUAAUAAAAUUUGGGUUUUAUAUAGUAAAUGAUAGCCUUAUAUAGAUAAUGAUAAACGAUUGCAGAUGAUGAUGGGAGUGAACAUCUUCAGCGCCUUCCUCUGUCUGGUCUCUCUCCUGGAGCAAAACUCCCUCUUUUCAUCCCUCAGCUUUCUCUUCACUCAUCAUAAUAUUACCAAAGACAUCUUCCUACUGUCUUUGUGUGGCGCCUUCUCCCAGUUCUUCAUCUACGCUAUCGUGGAGAGGUUCGGUCCGUCAGUGCUGGCAUUGAUCAUGACCAUCAGGCAGUUCUUGUCUAUACUAUUGUCGUCAGCCUACUUCAAGCACUCAUUGAAUGCCGUUGGAAUGUUGGGCUUAUUCAUUGCGUUUAGUGCGCUAUGCUUCAACAUCUACUACAACUACAGAAAGAAGACGAUACGGCCUAGCAAAGCGACGAAAUGA
Bursaphelenchus okinawaensis is the source of this 1617-nucleotide messenger RNA. The record is from the annotation of a GenBank genome assembly. NCBI's taxonomy places the organism in Eukaryota, Metazoa, Nematoda, Chromadorea, Rhabditida, Aphelenchoididae.